AUGGAAGUGACGCACUUGCUCGUUGUGUAUCUUCUCGUCGGUUUAAGCACACUGUUAGUGCACGCUGAAAAGAAUGCCGAAGUCGACGGAGUUACCGAGGCACCGAUUACCGAGGAUCAGCAGAAGGUGUACGAUGAAUGCCGGAAUCCGGACUACAAAAAAUACGUAAAGUGUUUAAUGAGGCCGAAGAGACACGGUCAUCACACAAACCACGGAGACGGGCCGGAAACUGAUCCCACUCACUGUCUGGAAACGUGUCUAAAAAAGUGCGACCAUCACUUGGAUCACGAGUGCGAAAAAAAAUGCGGCUAUUGCAUGAAAAGAACCAGGCACAGGCAUCAGAUCAUUACGGAAUAUGAGACGGAAUGCGAUUCGGGAAACUGCAGUCCAUCCAGUGGCGGGUUAAGGACUACUAAUAUAACAACGCACAUCGGCAUUAAUAAUAUCAUUAACCCUUUCGGGGGAGGCGGUGCUAAUGGUAGUAGAGUCAAUAUUUUUGGAAAUGGCACUGGGUGGGGUCCAGGUGGUCCAGGAUUUCCAGGAGGCUGCUGUCCACCCGGAAGUCCUUGCCAACCAGGUAGCCCCCCCUGUUACCCUGGAAUCCCUGGAUCAAUACCAUCGCUUCCUAUAGUACCUCAAAUUUCGUUAGUACCACAAAUUACGUAUGGAGUAGGAUUUGGAGCUGCAGGUGGUUGCGCGUAUAACCAGUGGCUUUGUAUUCAACAAACCGGCGCACAGUUUCCAAGUGGGCAGCCCGAUUGCUCUGGAUGCGGCAAUCCUCUCUUACGCUACAAGUGUGACGUAAAUUGUUACGCAACUCAGAACACAGCUACUAAAUCACCUUGUAGAAGUCCGGAAUGCGUUGGUGGUUCCACGUAGAAAUAUAUCGGAUUUGUUGAAAGCGGACUG
Messenger RNA from Cyphomyrmex costatus, 909 nucleotides. RefSeq lists its product as uncharacterized. The transcript has 5 exons. The record is from RefSeq and is a predicted model, not a curated record. Lineage: Eukaryota; Metazoa; Arthropoda; Insecta; Hymenoptera; Formicidae. Bases 1 to 879 code for a protein of 292 amino acids.